AUUAAUUCGUGUUGUGUGUGUGCUACGGCUGCUAGUCACUCAUUCUGCGAGCUGCUCUCGUGCGUAUUCGGGUAGCUUCAAGGACCAAUUCGAAUAUUGCUAUCAGAAUACAGUAGUUGGAAAACAUACAUUUCUUCAGAACACUGAAAUCGUUUAGUCAAGUCUGUCCAUCAAUUCUUCAAGGACAAUAUCUUUGUGAGAUAUUGCAAUGCUUCAAACAAGGUAUCUCAUCUGGGCAUUGCUCUUUGGCUAUGCAGCCUCCCUGCAGGUGGAGAUCACCCCGAUGCAAGGAGAGAUCAGUAUGGGGGAGUCAAAAUUCUUCCUCUGCGAAGUUGUCGGAGAUGUAAAGGACAUUGAUUGGUAUGCCCCGAACGGCGAGAAGCUCCUACCAAACAGACAGGACAUCCUCGUGAACCGCAACGACGAGUCCUCGUCCACUCUCACGAUCUAUAACGCCAACGUGGACAAUGCCGGCAUCUACAAGUGUGUUGCCAAAAAUGGAGACAAGGAGUCUCAGGGCACCGUCAACGUUAAAAUCUUCCAAAAGAUAACCUUCAAGAACGCCCCUUCCCCACAGGAGUUCAAUGAAGGGGAUGACGCUGACAUCAUCUGUGACGUCGUCAGCUCGCCUCCCGCUGACAUCAUCUGGAAGCACAAAGGCUCAAAGAUCCAGGUUGCAAAAGACGUUCGAUUUAAGAUCCUGACCAGCAACCACCUCCAGAUCCGAGGCAUCAAGAAAACAGAUGAAGGGGCGUACACCUGUGAGGCUCGUGUAAUGACCAGGGGAGAGAUUGACCUGAAGAUCAUCAAGGUCAUCGUCAACGUGCUCCCUAGCAUCCGCACCAGGCAGUCGGAGGUGAAUGCCACGGCGGACGUCAACCAGUCUGUGAUGCUGGCCUGUGACGCUGACGGCUUCCCUGAACCCACAGUCACCUGGGCCCGUAACAACAUUGUCCUUGAAUCGGACGAUAAGUACGGCCUGAACAACGACGGCUCGGAGCUGAUAAUAAAGGAUGUCAAGAAAGUGGAUGAAGGAGAUUACACAUGCAUCGCCCGGAACAAGGCCGGGGAGAAAGAGGAGGAAGUCAGCUUGAAUGUGUUCGUGCAACCUAAGAUCACCUACCUGGUCAACCAGACUGCAUCAGAGCUGGAGGAGCAAAUCACCCUGACCUGCGAGGCCUCAGGAGACCCCACCCCCACCAUCACCUGGAGCUUUGGCCGCAGGAUCUUCACAGAGGGAGAGCAGGCUUCUUGGACUCGGCCUGAGACAUACGAGAGUCUUGAUGGGAAUGUUAUGGUGCGUAGUCACGCAAGGGUUUCCUCUCUCACCUUGAAGUAUGUCCAGUUCACCGAUGCCGGCCACUACCUCUGCACUGCCCGCAACUCCAUCGGUCAAGACCAGCAGACCAUGUACCUGGAAGUGCGCUAUGCUCCCAAGAUCCAGGGCUCGGUGACGGUCUACACCUGGGAAGGGAACGCAGCCAACAUCAGCUGUGAGGUGCUGGCUCAUCCGGGAGCCUCAGUGGUGUGGUUCAGAGAUGGCCAGCAGCUGUCUAGCACUAACACCACCAACGUCAAGAUCUACAACACACCAGCUGUCAGCUACCUCGAGGUCACCCCAGAUUCCCAGAAUGACUUUGGAAGCUACAACUGCACAGCUACCAACAUGAUCGGAGCAGAGUCCAAGGAGUUCCUCCUGAUCCAAGCAGAUGUGCCGUCGGCACCCGCCAUCGAGCGAGUGGAGCCCUUCUCCAGCACCGCCAUUGUGGAGUUUGAGGAGCCCGAUGCCAGCGGCGGCGUUGCCAUCCUCAAGUACCGGGCAGAGUGGCGCAUGCAGGGUGAAGACUGGACCGGCAGGGAGUACGACGCAGAGGAGGGCCUGAGCAUGAUCACCAUCGUUGGCCUGAAGCCCGAGACCUUCUAUGAGGUCAAGAUGUCCGCCAUCAACGGCAAGGGCGAGGGCGAGAGCAGCCCUCCCCAGAACUUCAAGACUGAGCCAGUCCGCUAUGCUUUCACAAGCGGCAUACCAUUUCAUUACUCUGAUGUGGACUCAGAAGGGGAGCCCAGUCCCCCUAAACUGGAAGGCAAGCUGCAGACCACGGGCAACGCCCUCAAGGUCAACUGGAUCAAGCAGGAUGAUGGAGGCUCGCCCAUCAAACACUACCUGAUAAGAUACAGGGCUAAGCACGUUCCGGACUGGAAGCCGGAGAUCCGCCUGCCCAACGGCAGUGAGUACGUGGUGCUGAACAGCCUAGAUUGGAACACGGAGUAUGAAGUCUACGUGGUGGCCGAGAACCAGCAGGGCAAGUCGCAGCCCGGCACCCUCUCCUUCACGACUGCAGCAGAGCCCACCGCCAUCCCAGACACUAUGGAUAGCGGCUCAGGCCUAGGCACGGGGGCCAUCGUGGGGAUCCUCAUUGUGGUCUUUGUGCUUCUGCUGGUGGGCGUCGACGUCACCUGCUACUUCCUCAACAAGUGCGGCCUCGUCAUGUGCAUUGCCGUCAACUUCUGCGGCAAGUCCGGACCCGGAGCCAAGAGCAAGGACCUCGAGGAGGGCAAGGCGGCGUUCACGAAGGAUGAGUCCAAGGGGCCCAUUGUGGAGGUGAGGACGGAGGAGGAGCGCACUCCUAACCAUGAAGGGGGGGGGCCCACAGAGCCUAACGAGACCACCCCUCUGACUGAGCCUGAGCCCGCUGCUGACACUACCGCCACGGUGGUGGACUUGCUCCCUUCUGUCGCCACUAACUCUGAACCUGUCACUGAGAGCUUUAGCACAACCCAGAACAGCCCAGCUAGCGAGAGCACCACUCUCACUUCCAGCGCAGCUGGCCCAACCCCUGUCCCGGCUGAGUCCAAAACUGCCCCCAAAACCUCCCCUAAAAGCACUCCUGCCCCCAUCCCCCAGUCCAGCACGCCCAAACCUAGCACCCCCGCCCCCCAGCGUGCCGCCCAAUCCGACGUGGCUCCCCUCGUUGACCUAAGCGAGGCUCCUAAAGCCACACCCUCGUCCGACCCCAAGCCCCCCACCCCCACAGCCCCAUCCUCGAAGCCAGUCAAGGUCCCCUCCAACCCCCCCUCUGCCACAGCCGAUGCCGCACCACAGAGCCAGCCCGAGUCUGUCCAAAGCCCCUCCGCCACCAGCAGUCAGAAUAAGGACUUACAGAUAGACGGCCUGGCCAAGGAUGUGUUUGAUGCCCCAAGCAAAGGCUCCAAGGCCCCAGCAGACUCCACUGCUGCACCCGCCCAGGACGACGGCAAAAUCGUGACAGACGAUAAAAGUAAAGCGCCGGAGAAGGCGAUAGAGGUGAAGAAAGCCCUGUCGGAGGUGAAGACAGUCCCCAACGAAGCUGCAAAGACAAAUGGCAACGAGAGCAAAGCAUGAUCCCGACAGCCAGAAGGGAGGGGGUCGGGUGCACCACAGUCACAGACCUCCAGAGGAAAACGUCACACACCACUCCGUCAAACAACAAAAAGCUCAAUAAAGGUUUUUUUUCUUCAGUGUCUUCUAUGAGUUCUCCGAGCAAAAGAUGAGUUUGUUAGACAUGUAGAGCGGGAAUAAGACCUAAUGCACCUGCCUUAGUGUUUCUUUAUCUGUUAUUCCUUUUGUCAUUUUCUCUGUGUUCACGUGAAGGAAAAUCCUUACCUCUAGUUCACUCUCCUUGACCUCCUUUUAUAUGUAACAUCAACGUUACCAGUCUUUUAAAUGGGACAGAAGCUAAGUAUCAUUGGCACAGAUAACCAUGGGAAUUGUAGCUUUACUUCAGAACAAUGCCUUUACGAUGUGCACACACCUUACCCACACACUAUUUCCAGCUAUGUUCUCUUUGUUAUGCAGUAAUGCCAUCAUUAUUUCCACUGCUAAUGGAUUUUGGGGUAAAAAAAAAAGUAUGUUUUGUUGUGUGUUUAAAUAAUGUGCAGAAGUAACUGCAUUUUAUUGUAUCUUUAUUUUUCAUGUAUAAUUUUUGAGAACUAGAGAGAGCAUAUUUUUUCAUAUGUGGUUGUCUUUUGUUUUUAUUUUUGUUCUUGAAUGUUUACAUUGUGUUAACUCUGUCCCAAGAUUGUGUAGACACAACAACAACAAAAGAAGACACAGCAGAAAGACAAUGUUUAUUCCACAGUUAUAGAGGUUGGAGUUGGUGGUUAACGUUACGCAAUUUAUCGUCUCUAAGAUUCAAUUUUUUGGUUAAUUUGUUUUGGCAAAUAUAAGAACACACUUUCUCUAACACACACACACACCUCUAUAUCUUCUUAAUUGAUUCUCCUAUUAGAUGAGCUUUGGACCUGUUCCACUCCAAGGGUUUCAGGGCUCAGCUUUAACCCCGGAAAUGUUGCAGGUCCCAAGGGGUCACAGGAAGAGACGGGCAUACAGAGUAGCAUGGCUUAUGGGAGAAUGAUGUAAUCAAAGGCCAGAUAUGAGUGGUAGCAGCUGAAUGUAUGAACAGAAGUCCUUAAAAUAGCCUAGAAACAGUCCUAUUUAUUCCCCCGUUUGAUGGCUUUGUCCCAUAACUUCAGAAUACUGUGCCUGUUGCCAACAGCACUUCCAAUUUAGUGAUUGAUUGGGCUUCAUCUCAAAAUGCAAGGGAAUAAAAAUGUAUGUUUUGUGUUUUUCAGCAUAUUUUAUGCAUAUAAACAAAUGUAAUGGCCGGAUUUAUACAUUUCUUAUUUAAGCCAUAGUACUCCGGUGUGGAUUUGGUAAAAAUCAAAAAAUAUUAAAUCUGACCUUUUUGUACAGCGUUUCUCAUACUUUAGACUGCAAGCUUGUGCACUGUGAAUGCGUGAAUAUCCUAGUGUGAAUACGUGUUCUUUGUCAUAGAAUUUUAAAAAAUAUGCAUAGUUUGGUUGUGAAAGGUAUAGCUAAUAGUACAGACAACAAAACAAUUCCAUGAAAAACCAUGAAAGCAAUGAGCAGACGAAAACAAGAAAACAAAAGAAGACGGUGCCUUCUGAAACGUCAAAAUGGCAGCAUGCGUUCCAUCCUGCUCAGUGUCUGCCUGUUCUAGGAGGUGACAGCAUAAGGUUUCGUGUCCUAGUUCUGUCCAUUGCCAUUCCUUUACUACACAGUCCAAGGAAAACACAGGAAUAGUACUGACAAUGUAACUGGUUUGUAAACUGUAAAAUGACUAAACCGCUGCGUCAUUGUGUUAGUGCAUAAACUCAGCUCUGGGGGUGAAAAUGGAGGUGGUCAGUUGUGUCCACAUCGUUUUCACAAGGCUCCUCAUUCACUGGUUCUCCAUGUGACUAAUGCAAAAUAAAAUGUUUUCCCCAAAUAAACAAGGAAAAACAACAUUCAUUCCAAUGAUUAACUCAUGAUCACUACACCAAAAGUAGUUUCACACAAACACAACUUUGGACAUGAUCAAAUAUUUCCAAUCCCAAUUGGCUCAAAUGACUUGCAGUGCUCACGGUUUGUCUUCAAAACCGAACAUCAUUAAUGAAGGAAAAAUAUUUUUUUUCUUGACCUGAAACAAGCAUGCAAUGUACUCUUAUCUUGGAUUUCAUUGGUGUGGCAGCACUGAAAAGUUCCUGAGAAAGGAAUUGACCAAGGCUUUAUCUGUUGUACAUUGAUCUUUUGAAGUGUUCUGUAAACUGUUGUCUGUUCCGAACUUUUUUGUUUUCUUCAAAAUAGUCAUCAAGUGCUUUUACUCCACAAGGCUCUGUAAUGUAAAGAGGUGUGUUGAAAUGACACAGUUUCUGAUUAAAUGUGUAUAAACCAUUCCUAACCAUGUAAUAAAAAAAAAAGAUGGGUUUCUCUUGACCCAAAAAAACCUGGACUGCUGUGGCUUUUGACCUGUAUGUUCAAAUGCUAUGAUAAUGUGGGACCAAUUCCUAUGUACGUUUACAUUGAAAUUUUCAUUAGUGUACUGUGCCAUGAAACUUAUUUCAGGAAAGAAGUCGAGGGGAACAAAAAAACGAUUUUCAAAAACUUUAGAAAUGCCAUGAGAAAGGGAAAAACGCUCUUUCUCUCUGACUUCCUCACUUCCUGAAAGUAACCACUUACCUGACACUGUUGGCUUGGUGAAAGUGAGGUGUCACCGUAUUGCUUCCACCUCACCAAUCAUGCCAGUUUAUUUCAAGGAAUACAGGAAGUACGGAAGCGUUUUUUUCAAGUAUUUGAAUGGAGUCUGGGGCCAUGUUCAGUAUGAAAACAUUGGAAUGUUGCAGAUAGAAUUGUCCUGACUAGAUAUUACGUGAUUGCUUAGUCUAUAUAAAGAUAGGUAUUUUUGUUCUACAUCAUGCAUUUCUAUCUGAACGUUGGCCAAUGUUGUGACCUGCUGAACGUUGCCCAGGCAAUCCAACGAGGUUUGGAGUCUCUUACUCCGAUAGCCAAACAAAAGUUGGUAAUGUGACAUUUUCAGUCAGAUAGGGGUGUUUUCCCCACCAAUAUGUUUCCCAGAGACCUCCAUUCUCAUUCUUACCCACCAUAACCUGCUUUUGGGGCCUUCUCUCUUGUAUACAGAUUUUUACUAAGUGAAACAUUGGUACCAUCUCUCUCCACUGUCACUGGUGUAAAUACUGAGUACUAACCGAAAAAAAAAACAGUUUGACUUUGCAUUCUGUCAGAAAUUGUGUUCAAUAAAGUUAAAGGAAAAAUA
This is a messenger RNA of Salmo salar (Atlantic salmon), 6593 nucleotides long. The record is from RefSeq and is a predicted model, not a curated record. NCBI's taxonomy places the organism in Eukaryota, Metazoa, Chordata, Actinopteri, Salmoniformes, Salmonidae.